CCACAGUCCGGGUUGUUGCCAAGUGACUUUUUAAAUUCUCGUAGUUUUUGCUUUGUAACUGCAUUUUGGUGUUGUGCUCGUCAAGGUUAGGCGUCUAAAACUGCCCCAGACGAGCCCUUUUCGCAGACGCCCCCUUUGCGCGCAUUUGGAGCGCGGCCUUCCAACGCCCCACACUCGUGGUAUUCUUGGAUACGUGCACGUUCGUUAUCACACGUAGUUCCAGAAGAGUGGGUGUCCCAGGGCUGCGCCCGCCAGUGCAAUGUGCGUUUAGUGACUGGCUUCACGCUUUCUCAUGUGUGGGAAAAUGUGCUAGUGUUCGCCGCCACGAUGAAGCUCAGCGUCCAGGAAACGAAGGAUCUGCACAAGUACACCAAGUUUUUCGCCCUGAAGUCGGCCCAGGUGAUCAUCCAGUCGCGGGUCGCCGAGAGGAUCUCCACCCAGUGUAAGCCGAACACCCAGGGUACGGAUUGGUUCAACCUGCACAUCAACGACCACCCUGAUGUCAUCGCCGAGACGAAGAAAGCCCUCAAUGGAGAGAUAAUCUCGCCGUGUUUUCCGCUCUGCAUCGAAAUCUCGCUGCGGACGUCUGAAGGGGAUCAAAUGACGUUGGAAUCCUGGUGCCUUAGUCUGCUACCUGAACAAUGUGACCCGACCCUUAAAAACAUCCCCUCUGUCUAUAACAGAAUGGGGCUUCUCUUGAAAUCGUUACUAUCAGUUACUCGAGUGACCCCAGCUUAUAAACUUUCACGCAUGCAAGGUGCGGAUUCGUACGUUAUGUGUUAUCGUAUUUACUUGGGUCAGCCUGUACUACACAGCCUUGGCGAAGAUUAUAAACAAACAAGGAUAGGGCAAAUUUGUACGCCCAUCGGGACGUUGCAGUUUUCUGUAGCUUACAGAACGAAAAUGACCAUUUCACCCACUCAGACUGGGAAAAACUCAAUCAUGGUCAAGAGUGACCACUUCAACAGUAAUUCCAACACCAGGAGGCACAGGAAUGGUGAUGAUAUCAAUGACUUGACAAAACCAAUGCGACCUGGUCCGUUUGCGGAUCCUAAGCCGAAAAAAACGGUAGAACCUCAGCUCCCCGGUGUCACACGAUUACUAGCGAUGGGGAAAAAUAAACCACGACCCACCAAAAAUUCAGAAAAUGCUGAAAACGAAGUGAUAGAAAACCCAAGACUUAUAGAAGAAGAUGAAUCUAGUAAAAAAGAAAUUUCAAAUUCACCCACGAAAUCAAUACCAAAAAUGACAUCAUCAAAUUCAUCUAGACUUUCAAUUUUUAGUAAUUUAAAAUCGGUGGAUGAGGAGUACUGGAUGCAGGAGCUGAGCGCACCGUUUGCAAACAGAGGCCCCAUGGGCGAGCUGAUGCAGUUUUACAAACAGUGCAAAAAGUCGCCCCCUUUGCAAUCCCCUCAGAAAAACCCAACACCUGAAGAAAUCACCGAAAUGAUCAAAAUGUACGAAUCGCAGUUGCCCGAGUACGAUGCUCUAGUGCAGUCAUUUUGUGAAUCACCCGAUAAUAACUAAAGUAAGAGUUCGUUUUGUAAUUAAUUUUUGUGUUUAUUUAUUGUCACGUCAUAAAAUUAGCAAAUGUCACAUGUAAAUUGUUUCCUUCUGCAAAAGACUGAUAAGAAUAUAAGAGCGAGUGUAAAAACGUUGUACAUACUGAACAUGAAAUUACUUAAAUGAGACAACAAAGCUGUUGAACAUAAGUUUAUUUUUUAAAGUUGUAAAUAAUACAGUUCAUAUAUUUACAAGUUUUUGAACAUUUGAAAUUUUAAGCGGUUGUAUUUAGCCUAUUAUCCUGUGCAUUGAUCUGCUAAAGAAUCGAGCUCAAAAGCAUCUAAUUUUUUGUUGGAAGUUAAUGAGACAGAGCAAGGCCGCCGAAGCGAGGCCUUGACCUGAUCUGUGCAACCAGAAAAGAAAGUAAAUUAUGUGGUUUUUAUAAAUUGUUGCGUUCCGUACUAAUUUAAUUAAGUUAUUAGAUACUUUCGAGCAUUUUUUCACAAAAAAUAGAACUCACUUGUGUAGUACUUUGGUAUUACUUCAAAACAUGUUUUAUAAAUAGUACAUACUUUAUUUUACGUUCUAUUUGCUCAAUAUUUAAUUUGUUGUUGCGUAUUAUUUAUUAUAAGUAUCUACAAUAUAUUUUUUUGUGUUUUGGUCCAUUUUUUGUAUAAAAUUAUUUUAACUGGUACAAAAGAUUUAUCUAUCAAAUCAAUACAACAUCAAAUACAUUAUUUAUUAUUAUAA
This is a messenger RNA of Tribolium castaneum (red flour beetle), 2253 nucleotides long. RefSeq names its product Autophagy-related 13 (gene Atg13). Bases 328 to 1527 code for a protein of 399 amino acids. The transcript is spliced from 4 exons. Gene Ontology annotation, biological process: protein localization to phagophore assembly site; piecemeal microautophagy of the nucleus; mitophagy. NCBI's taxonomy places the organism in Eukaryota, Metazoa, Arthropoda, Insecta, Coleoptera, Tenebrionidae. Gene Ontology annotation, cellular component: phagophore assembly site; Atg1/ULK1 kinase complex; cytosol. The record is from RefSeq and is a predicted model, not a curated record.